This is a messenger RNA of Solanum tuberosum (potato), 1217 nucleotides long. RefSeq lists its product as uncharacterized. The transcript has a single exon. The record is from RefSeq and is a predicted model, not a curated record. NCBI's taxonomy places the organism in Eukaryota, Viridiplantae, Streptophyta, Magnoliopsida, Solanales, Solanaceae. Bases 841 to 1050 code for a protein of 69 amino acids.
ACCUCAGCUGCUAAUCAGUCAAACUUAGGAAUGUUUAAUUUGUAUCUUUGUCCAUGACAGAUGAAAAGAACUAGGAGGAGGUGCCCACUGUGGAUUUGCCUUUGUUUAAACCGCGUUGAGCAAAGAUGCCACAUCGUCUCAUGAGUCAUGGUCUUACAAACAGGGAGCUUGCCCUUCUAAAGAAAAUGCAUCUUCACAACUGUUUCAACUUUUAUGCGCAUUGUAAUUUCUCACAUGUCAAGUUAACUUACCGGUAAUAACAAAUAGUAGUAAUUGUUUAAAAUUACAUAAGACAAACAUGAUUAGAUAACUUGAAAAAUAGAGUCCUCUAGAUUUUGACGCGUGCUGCCGCUUGGUUUUGUUGAUGGAGUUUUGCUACGCAAGUGGAAGGAAUGUAAUAGGAGAAGUAGGUGUUAUCAGAUAUUGGGUCGAUGAAGUGAAUGGGCUCUUAUAGUUUGUUUCUGCUAUUCCAUGUGCAGAUAGGCCCGUCCAUCUAAAACUGAAAACAGAGUAGUAAUUCAUAUUAUAUAGGUCUUAGAAUGGCGAAAGCCCACAAAGGAGACUGCCGUGCCGUCCAGGAGAAGAGUUGAGAAGGUUGUCAAUUGUUUGCUCCGUGGAGGGCAAUCGUGUCAUUGCUGUUCGCUAUCAGCUGAUAAUACAAAUACUUUAUUUGUCUGACGGUGCCAUGAUUAUGAUAUCUCUUUGUCUAGUUUCGCUUGUCCAAAAUUUACUCAAAUAGAUAAAGCCAAGCCACGCCACGGAUCUACAAGUUUCAUGUCUAUUAACUCUUCCAAAAUUAUUCAUUCAUCUUUUUCCCACUAAUCUCCACGAGUAAUAGAGAUGGCUGAUUGGGGACCAGUUGUAAUAGCGGUUGUUCUGUUUGUGCUAUUGAGCCCUGGGCUUCUGUUUCAACUCCCAGGAAAUAACCGGGUAGUACAAUUUGCUAACUUUCAGACAAGUGGACUCUCUAUUUUCAUACAUACCAUUCUCUUCUUUGGCCUCAUUACCAUCUUCCUUAUUGCCAUUGGUGUCCAUAUUUACACCGGCUAGCUAGCUAACCAUCAGCGUUUGUGAUCCACUACUUUCAAUUUUAAGUGCUCUGUUUUUCUCUGAUCGAUUUAAUUUACAGCUUCUAGUUCAAAUUCUGUAUUCAUUUAUAUGGUUGGUGGUGUACCAGAAUAGUACUCUUUAAUAUUACUAAAUCAGUUUGUGUUUGA